Molecule: messenger RNA, 8314 nt
Organism: Amyelois transitella
Lineage: Eukaryota; Metazoa; Arthropoda; Insecta; Lepidoptera; Pyralidae
Product: signal-induced proliferation-associated 1-like protein 2
Exons: 15
Coding region: 364-3753 (1129 amino acids)
Biological process (GO): regulation of small GTPase mediated signal transduction; activation of GTPase activity
Cellular component (GO): cytoplasm
Molecular function (GO): GTPase activator activity; protein binding
Source: RefSeq, a predicted model, not a curated record
AUAGAGAUAUUUGUCUGUUGUGGUCUGUGGUCUUCUUGUCGCGGAGUCUUGAUUACUCUUGACUGUAAAUUGUAGUUUGCAAAAGUAAUUGCUUUUGUAAUUUUCAUAAUAUUUAUGUCUAUUUUAUUUCUACUUUAAGGUACAUGAAAUUAUAUUGUAAAUUUUUCCUAAGUGCAGUUAUAAAUACUAUUUUAAAGUGACAGCAAAACAUGUGAAAUGUUUUCGAUGUGGUGGUUAAGAGAUUGUGGCGUAAAGGCAAUAAUAUAUGCAUGAUUUUAUACAGAAUUUGUAUCCCAUUUUGUUAUUGUGCCUUAAUUAGUGCUGUUAGAAAUGCAAGAAAUUUGAUGAAAUAAAAAUAAUGCCAUGUAUACUCCGAACCAUACAAGGAAGGAAACCAGAGAUGUAAUGUACCGGAGUAAUUCCAGUCUAGAUCUUAUAUACGGCGACCAUCCGUCUGGUAAUGGUCUCCGUAGAGAGUAUGGUAGCCACGGCUCUAUUGAUGUGAUAGGGGGAGCACCAAAUGAUCGAUUAACAGUUAUGGUGCACAAUUAUAAUGGUGUGUCUGCGCCAGACAAGAGUCCAGAUCUAUCAAGAACAGAUCGUCUCUCAGACAUGCUUAACAGUGAUCAUGCUGAUGGACCCACACCUCGUGCUAAUGCCAGCCCUAAACCACGCUUAAAAUUAAACAAACUUUGGGGAGGUGCUGCUCCUGCUCUGUCCCGCCAUACAUUUGACGAUAGGGCUUUAUCAGUGGUUGAAGCAGAGAUAGCAAAAAGAAAACAAUUUGCACACUAUGAUUGCCAAUCACUUAUGGCAAACUUAAGUUAUGCAGCUGAAAUCCGUGGAGAAUUAUUGAGCCGUCGUAGAAACACUACCACAGGGGCAUCAGCAGCUUCAUUGGCAACAAGAAGUGUUCCACCAGGAGAAGAACCUGUAAGAUCUGUACCUGAUACAGGAGAUGGUCGGUCUAAUGAUCUGCUUGAAAGCUGUCCAUUCUUUAGAAAUGAACUUGGGGGUGAAGAAGAAAGAUGUGUGACGUUAUGCUGGCGGACGGCAAGAGGCGCCAUACCUGGUCAAUCUGGGGGCUGGCACCGUCCAAGAGCAGCCUAUGGCCUAUCAGUCCUGGAGUUCCCACCUGGACACAGUCACUGGAGAAAUGGCUGUCCCUUUGCAAGGUCAUUGGCACCAUUACCAGUUGAAAGUCAAGAUCUGGGUGCCUUGUAUUACAGGAAUUAUUUUUAUAAUCAGCAUCAUCAAAAUUGGUUCGGUAUGGACGAGAACCUCGGGCCCAUCGCGGUAUCCAUCAAGAAAGAGCGGGUGGAGUUGCGACGUGGCGGCUGCGACGUAUCAGCCCCCGCCUCACAGCUCGCGUGGCAGUACCGACUAAUCAUACGUACCUCAGAGCUGCUAACAUUGCGAGGCUCCGUGCUAGAAGACGCUCUACCCACCGCCAAACCCAGCAACAAUAGCGCCACCUAUAACACGAAGGAGGUCUUGGAAUAUGUCGCGCCGGAGGUGCAAUACAGCUGCUUAAAACUUGGCGUUAACAAUGGCGGCGCUGAAGAUCAACUCUUACGACUUGAUGAGCAAUGUGUAACGCGACACUAUAAAGUUGGAGUCAUGUAUUGCAAGAGCGGUCAAUCGACAGAAGAAGAGAUGUAUAACAAUCAAGAAGCAGGCCCUGCAUUUGUCGAAUUCCUGCAAAUGUUGGGCCAGACAGUCCGUUUAAAAGAGUUUGAUAAAUACAAAGCAGGGCUCGACAAUAGGACAGAUUCUACAGGUUUAUAUUCUGUCUAUACGACGCACCAAGACUGCGAGAUAAUGUUUCACGUUUCGACGAUGUUACCUUAUACUCCCAACAAUCGGCAGCAGUUGUUGCGAAAACGACAUAUAGGCAAUGAUAUAGUGACGAUAGUAUUUCAAGAACCCGGCGCCGCUCCGUUCACUCCCAAGAAUAUCCGUUCGCAAUUCCAACACGUUUUCGUUGUAGUGCGAGCGAUAGACCCGUGCACUGAGAACACGCACUAUAGUAUAGCGGUGAGCCGAGCUAAAGAAGUGCCUUUAUUUGGACCUCCAAUCAAAGAUGGUGCAGUGUACCCUAAAGGAGAAGUUUUUACGGAUUUAUUAUUGAGUAAGGUAAUAAAUGGAGAAAAUGCAGCUAUCCAGUCCCCAAAGUUCAGCACAAUGGCGACUCGAACACGACAAGAAUAUUUAAAAGAUUUAGCCAAAAAUUAUGUGACGACCACUACAGUGGAAACUGGACAAAAGUUCUCUCUAUUUUCUUCAGUAUUUGCCCUGAAAAGCAACAGCAAUUCGAGCAAUACCGCCGUUCUACCUCGUAUGGAUAAUUGCACCAACGAUGUCUUAGUUGGUGGUGCUUUAUGUUUUCAUGUUCACGUGCAAGAUGAAGGCGCAGGCGGUGUACUAUUGGAUUGUAUCAUGGGUGUGUCGGCUGAUACUAUAGUGCUAUUGGAACACAGCUCAAGGCAGAUCAUUUUAGUCAUUCCCACCAAUUCCCUUCUGGGCUGGGUGGUGAGCAGCGGCUGGACGCGCGUGUACUACCACCAGGGCGAGAGCGUGCGCGUGCGCGGCGCGGGCGAGGCGCUGCUGCGGCGGCUGGCGGCCGUGGCGCCGCCGCACGCGCACGCGCUCCGCGAGCUCACGCUCGAGCGCAGCGCGCAGCAUCAGCUGGGAUUCCACGUGCAACCCGACGGCCUAGUGACGGCGGUAGAAAGCGGCGGUUCGGCGGCGCGGGCUGGAGUGAGGCGAGGGGCUCGUCUGUUGGAAGUGUGUCGAGCAGCCGUCAUCGCGCUUCAUCACGACCAGCUGGUAGACCUGCUCAAGACCUCCGCUCCGGUCACGGUGACGCUGACGUUCGCGCAGAGCGCGCGGUGCGCGUGCGCGAGCGGCGCGGAGGAGAGCGCGGCGGCGCGCGCGGACGCGCAGCAGCCCGCGCGGCGCCGCCCGCCGGCCGCGCACUCGCCGCCGCGCUCCGACUCCUCGGGGUACGGCACCGGUGGUUCAGGCCGAAGCGGGCGGCGUUCUCCUCAAUCUUCACCAGUAUCGGAGGCGCUGCUGCGGCGACGCUCACACGACGGCGGCCACUCUCCCGCGCACACGCCGCGACACGCCAGACACAAGCGAGCCUCCGCCAACACUAGCGAGCUCACGGAAGAAUUGAUGCGCCUUAUGGACGCAGAACUUGGCGGUGGUCGUUCAAACAGCGUCAUCGGCACGCCUACAUCCCCACCGAGCUUAACGCCUUCAAUGGCUCCUACGACCAUAACGCCGCCUACAACAGUAGAAACUACAAGUAAUCAUGCGCGUGUGCCUCCAUUGCCGCUUCCAGACGCAGGCGCCUUGGAUUGGGCCACACUAGUUCAUACGGCCACUCGGGCUAUGCUACAGAUUUGUGAAGAACACCAGUACCCUUCUAUGGAUAACGCCGAUCCAUCAUUAGACACAAUAGCAACUGAAUCCUUGAACAGUUCUUGGCCGGAAAUACCUAGUGCGGAAUCCAAUGCUGAGGCGGCCGCUAGCGGGGAGAAUCAGAGCUGCAGCUGCGGGCUGGCGGACGCGGUGGCGACGCUGCGGGCCGACGCUGUGGUCGCGCAGCGGCACCGCGCCGCGCUCGAGGACGAGGUCCGUCGCCUUCGCCGCCACAAUGCGCGGUUGCGGGAGGAAUCAGCGCGGGCGGUGUGGCAACUGCGGCAGUUCACGCAGUGGCUCAAGAGGACCGUCGACCGCCAGUGACGGUAACAUUUACAUCACACUGUACUCUACCUUGUAUGAAAGAUCUUUACUGAUAGUGACACAUUGCUCGUCGAUUUACUAUGACGGAAAUUUACAAUAUAUUCUCGUUUAUUUGCGAGUUAAUAAGUAUAAACGCGUCGACAUCUAUAUUAUAAUGGUCUUGGUAUCUUAUGAAUUUUGUGCCUUUCCUAUGCUUCGUGCGAAGCGUUUGUUUUUGUAUAAAGACUUUAUGUUGUACUUUGGAUAUUUAAGCUUAUUCAACUGUUGAUUACUAUUAUUAUCUAUACUUAUUAUGUAGAAUAAGAAUGUUUUUCUGUAAUAUCAGAUAUUGAAGAUUCAUUUCAUUUCACAUAAUUAUUGUUGUUAAUAAGCGAUGGUUAAUAUUAAAACAUUUUGACGUAAUACUCAAUCUCCGGGUAAACAAUUAAAAACCACCAAAAAUUGAAAAUGUAAUUUAUUAUUAUUUAAAUAAGUAGGUUUAAUGUUCUUUAUUAUUUGGGGUGAGGUUUUUUAGAGAUGUUUGUAUUUAACGCUAGAAUUUAUAUAAAAUUUAUAGAGUUUAUAUUCCACCGGCCUUAUAGCGAAAUAAAUCGACUGAUACAAAUCGACUGUGGUUUUUCGUGGCUCAUUUGUUUGUUGGAUAAAUGCAUAUGCUUUUGAUGAGCCUAAAGAUAUCGUAUUAUUCAAACAAGUGUGUUUUAGUUCUGCACCAUACGAAUCUACAACCUUGGUGGUCGUUGAGUGUGCAGCUGAAUAUCUUUUUAUGGUAUAUAUCUGUCCAUGUCCGCGAUUCCAACGACCGUUUUAUCACUUGACACAUUUUGCAAGCAAUUGAUUGGUUUGAAUAAUUAUCGUAUUAACGUUAGAUAUACUACGGGUUUGUACUAUAAGUACAUGAGUACUAUAGUAUAAUAUAUGUAUGUAUAAUACUAUGAAGUUAUGGGAAUGUCCACCAACUUUUAAACAUAAAAUAAAAAGAUACGAAUGAUGCAGAUCUCGCACCUUAGGAAGACUUCGCUUGUAUGUCUCAAAUUAUCAUAUAAUCGAACAAUAAUAAUAUCUUUUAUAUUCUUAGAUAUAAUUUUGUACGCUAAAUCACAACGCGUAUUAUUAAAAUGAGUGUAAGAUGAACACCAAUUAGGCUAAGACUGUCAUAGUUGAAAAUGUUGAAGUGAUUAGUUGGGGUAAUUUAUUUAUAUACCACAUAAUAAGUAUUGACGUUAUUUAUGAAUUGAUUAUUAUUAUUUUAAGGGAAGCAUCUUUGACUAUGGCUGAAAAUAUAAUAAAAAUAAAAUACUGUUAAAAUUUAUUGUAAAGAUAUUAGUUGGUAGUAUUAUUAUAGACUUGAGACCUGCCAAAUAUUAUAACAGUAAGUAUAAGCGAGUACGAAGCACAAGUUUGUAGUAAAAAUAACCUUCAUCUGUAAAAAUUUUUGUACCUUUAUCAUUGUGACGCGAUUAAAUAAAUAUCAGAGUAGCAGUGGGUUGAUAUGGAUAUGCCCACUUUCUCACAAACCGGUUCAAAGCGGCAUUGGUGUUAAAAAACUAACAAAUUAUAACGUUUACGGUUAUGUUAAAUUUUGUGCAGUUAUGUUUUAGUGACUAUGGCCUUUAUUUGUAGUACACAUUUUCAUGAAUAUUUGUAAAUAUUCUAUUGACUUUGCAUUGUUUAUAAUGUAUAGUUGAACCCGUGGACCCAAAGCCUAGAGUACUGGAACUUAAAACUCAACACAAAAACUUAAUUUAAUAAAUUUGAUUUACGUAAAUAAUAUAUAAAUAAUACAUAAAUGCCACAUUGGGACUAAAAGGGAAGAUAUGGAAAUAGAUAUACAAAUUUAAAUUUUUAUCAGUGACCGAUCUUUUUAGGGUCGAAUGUUUUUUAGUAAAUAGGUUCAAGUGAACAAGAAAAAACAUUUUUUUUUGUUCACAGUCAACGGGCUACAUAUAAAUAAUUCAGGCUGUAUUUACACAAAUAGUUUCAUAAAUUUUUAUUUAUUUUUAUUCUGCAGCGUAUCAAUGUGCGGGGGGUUAUCGUUUUGUUUUUUUCUAUGUUCGUUUUAUUUGUUGUUUUCUAUGUUCGUUCGCUAAGUUUCGGGUCCAGAGAUUCAUGCAUACGUGUUUUAAAAUCAUCAUAAGACAAAAGCUUUAUUAGUUAAUGACCUUAAAGAUUAAGGUUUAUUGUUAAAAAUACAUUCGCUUAUUGUUAGAUGUAAUAUGUAAUGGACAUUUAAAUACGUAGUACCUAUGUAGGGUUAAGAGUAACUUUGAAAUUAUGCAUUAUUCUUUAUAAUAUUCAAACCAAAGCCUUAUAAAAAGUAUUGUAGUUAUCCCGCUAAAGGCUUUAUAUUUAGAUAAUAAGUUUCACUCCGCAUUUAGUUCUUUUUUUGCUUUUAAGACUUACUUAGCGAAAUUAUGCUCAGUAACUUAUUGCUAGCCAUCUUGCGAAACACGCAUAAUUUACUGAUAUUUUUCGGGUAUACUUGGGCAACUUUUUAUUUGAUAAAGGUAUUUACGUGUUAUAUUUUUGAGUUUAUCUAUACAUUUUUAUAAUACGUACUGUUCGUCAAUUAAAUGCAAAUCGAAUUUCAUCAUUUUCACUGCUUAUUUGGAUGAUCAUAAUAGUAUUUUCUUGAAUAGAGUUAACUAAAGAAGUAUGAACUAUAUAGUGCAUACACAAUUUUGCAACUGGUUUAAUGUGUGUCAGAAUGGCGGGUGUACCUCACGGGUUUUAAUAUCUGUUUUGGAUUAAAAACGUACCUGAUGUGUACCUCAGUGUACCUAUCCUAAAAAUCUGUGUACCUCCUUCUAUGUAAAGAUUUUAAUAAAAUAGGUACACCCGCGGUCCUGACGUCAGGACCGCGGGUGUACUUCUAGUUAGCAUAUGUAGGUAAGUUAACUGUAUAUGUAGAUUUGGUACCUCUUGUGUACCUGCAGAAACAAAUAUUAAAUAAAUAAAAAAUAUUAAGGGUGCUGAGAAAAUGAAAAAAAAACAUUUAUUUUCAUGUUAAAAUUUUCUUUUUCUUUUUUUGUAACUGGCCAGUUAUGACACAUUCUGAACACAACAGAAAAGAAGUUGCACAAUACAAAUUAUAAUUAACAUAUAUCAACAACAAAAUGUUUAUGUAUAAAUGAUCUAGUUCAUUACUACAGUAUAUACUUUCAUGUAGGUAUUCUUCCGAGGCAAGCGAUGGGAGUGUUAUGACGAUCUUCGUAAUAAUGUAAGAAAAAGCUCUAAAUGUAUGAUUUCAGAAUGUGACCUUUAUGGAUUGAAAUAUUUUUUUGUAAUAUACAUAAAAAUAUAUUUUGUGAUUUAGGAAUGUUACAAUUUUGUACUUAUACAUUAAUGUAUUAUCACAUACAGACAGACACUAGAGUGAUCCUAUAAGAGUUCCGUUUUUUUUUUAUUUAUUUUUUUACAAUUUUGUACCUAUACAUUAAUGUAUUAUCACAUACAGACAGACACUAGAGUGAUCCUAUAGGAGUUCCGUUUUUUUUUUAAAUUUUUUUUUCAUUUUCUCAGCACUCUUAAUAUUUUUUAUUUAUUUAAUAUUUGUUUCUGCAGGUACACAAGAGGUACCAAAUCUACAUAUACAGUUAACUUACCUACAUAUGCUAUCUAGAAGUACACCCGAGGUCCUGACGUCAGGACCGCGGGUGUACCUAUUUUAUUAAAAAUCUUUACGUAGAAGGAGGUACACAGAUUUUUAGGAUAGGUACACUGAGGUACACAUCAGGUACGUUUUUAAUCAAAAACAGAUAUUAAAAUCCGUGAGGUACACCCGCCAUUCUGACACACAUCUGGUUUACGAGUGUUGAGAAAGUUAUUUUUUUUCUUCCAGGACAAUUUAAUUGUAGCAAAACGGAAAUUUUUGUCGAAAUUAAUAUUAUUAUUUUUUUGCUAUUUGCGCAUCUAUUCUACUUUUGAUAGACCAAUUUCUGCAGUAUUGUCAGUUCUCAACGGAGAAAUGUUAUUGAUUGGAAACUUUUUGAAAUUUAAACAAAAAAUAUUUAUUUCAAUAAAAGAAAAUAUUGUGUAAGUACACUUGUCCUAACGUUAACUUGUAGAAUUAAAAUGUAUAAAAUUUACAAUCUGCUUUGUUCUGUAUAAUGCUGAUAUUUUAGGAGACACGUUCACAAGCAACGAGAUAUAAAAUGUGCCUUGAUCUAAUUUUAGAGAAACGACACGAAGAAACUUGAAAGUGCUUAAAUUUUUCGCUCUCAAUCUUUGGAAGCAUUAACUUGGUAAAGUCUGAUCUAUUCUUUGUGAUUUACUUUUAUAACCAAAGCGUUUAAUAUGACUCGCCAUACUCUCACGUUGUUUCCAUUAUAUUUUGAUUUUGUGAGCAGAGGGUGACAGGUUCAGAUGUAAUGACAAAAUGGAAGUAUAUAAAGGAAAUGUCAUUCCAUAAUAAGACAGAUGAGCAAACAAAACGGAAUCAAUACCAUUAUUCUGACUCUGCCACCUUUACCUCAUACUUAUAUUAUGGCAUUAACUGUAGGUUUAUUAUUUUUUACUGGUGUAUUAAUUGAAUAUACAUUCCAAUUAAACUAUUUACCGAAAU